Sphaeroforma arctica JP610 is the source of this 618-nucleotide messenger RNA. RefSeq lists its product as hypothetical. Bases 1 to 618 code for a protein of 205 amino acids. The transcript has 5 exons. The record is from RefSeq and is a predicted model, not a curated record. Lineage: Eukaryota; Ichthyosporea; Ichthyophonida.
AUGAGCAACGCGCAGAUGAUGGGCAAUUAUUAUUUGUGUACGAAGGAUGGAAAGGGUGUACAUGUGCAAAGUGCGGCAGCAAACCACGCCCUAAUGCCACAAGGCAACCGAAGGGGACUCGAAGGUUGUGUGUAUCACAAGCUGCAUGCGAAUGAAGGAGAUGCGGACUUCGAGACAUCUAUGGCUGCGCUGAACCAUGAUGGGUUAGAUAGUGACGAUGAGGACGAAGAAGCGAUUAAACUAAGCAAACCCGUCAAGAGCUGCUUACGGAAACCUGCCAGAGGGAAGGGUAAAGCGCAAGCAGAUAGUCCGACACCACGCAGGACCGAAAAGCUCGUACAUUUUGACAAUGAGUUCGAGAUUGCGUGGACACACAAAAAGGAACGCUAUGAGCGCUCGUUCUAUCCGCCCAGUAUGCGGGAAGCGAAGACCCGGAGCGAGGGUAUAGCCAAUGAAGUACAGGAUCUACACAAGGACUUAUUUGGUGACGAUGGCUCAUACUGCUUCGCUAUGGCCGUGCGGAAGGCGCGUCUUGCGAAGAUGCAGAAGGCCAAAAUAGAGGCGUUAGACAUUGCGGAAGGAACCAGUAAUGUUAGUGGAGGGGGCCCCUCUUCUUAA